AUGGCCUUCGCGAAGAAGCUGGCUUUCGGUCUCGCGCUCUCCAUCCGCUUGGGGAGCGCCGACAGCUGGGAGCAGAAGUCCUUGGCCCACGAUGACGAGUGCGACCGGGACUCGGAAGAGUGCGCGGUGUCUGAGCUCCAGCUGGGCGCCAGGGCCAAGGCCAUCCAGAACGCUUCCCAGCACCUCAUGGGGCCCCCAAGUACGCCCUUCCAGUACAACGGCAUCGAGUGGCCGGCUUUGAAGGUUGGGAAGAGUGGACCGGCGCACUUCUUUGCGAUUGGGGAUUGGGGUGGCAUGGAUGGAGCCCUUCACCCUCCCAAUGAGUGCAUGCCUAGUGGCCACACUCCCGGCUGCCGGCCUCGGAUCAUCGCCUACCGCGGCGGCCAGACUCCGGGGCCCCACGUCUUCCCGCGCACCCGUUGGAACAAGGCACACUCGGAGCUCCUCUGCUCCCACGACCAGUUUGUCGCUUGCUUCGAUGGGGGAGAGCACAAGGGAGAGCACUGCGUCCCGGGCUGCGGCUUCGUCCCAGGAGUCGACACGCAGCCGCAGAUCCUGGUUGCCAAUGCCUUCAGGGCACGCGCCGGCCUUGUGAACCCGGACUUUAUCUUGAACGUCGGGGACAACUUCUAUUGGGGAGGUAUCGAGGAGAAUUGCGGCGCCUCCAUGCACGGCAUUACCUCAACCACGCGCCAUCAGUUCGAUUCCAUCUUCGAGGGUGUCUACCAAGGCGGUGGCCUCAGCAACAAGCCCUGGAUCAGCGUCCUUGGCAAUCACGACUGGGGAGGCAGGCAGUUCAACAACGGCUGGGACCAGCAGAUUGCCUACACCUGGGCCAGCAACCGAUGGAUCAUGCCUGCACCAUACUACAGCAUGAGAAUCGAGUAUUCGGGCUUCUCCAUCGAUAUCUUCGCCAUCGACAGCAAUGCCAUGGAUGCCAAGACCCCAGAGGAGGACCCAGAGCACAACAUGUGCGGCCGAAAGCACAACCCCCCGGGAGCCACAUGUGCUUCUAUCGGGGGUCCCGCCAACGUGGAUUCGUGCCACCAGUGGUUCAUGGAGUUCUGGGGCAAGAACAAGGCCUGGGCUUUGCAGAAGGUGCCGCAGAGCAACGCGGAUUGGCAGAUCGGUUUGACCCACUUCCCCUGCGGCCACGAGAGCGGCUUCUAUGCCCAGCUCCACGGCAUGGGCAUGGACCUCUUGGUCACCGGCCACCGCCACGACCAGGAGCUCCACGACCACUCGGGCCCCGGUGGCAUGACCUGCAUCGUGACCGGAGGUGGCGGAGGGAUCACGUCCGAGGCAACACCGAACCCCAUGGACCGCACGCACUGGUACGGCGAGGGGCAGUAUGGCUUCUACGACUUUACCGUCGACAAGAGCAAGAUCUACAUUGAGUCCAUCAACUAUGACGGAAAGGUCCUGAAGACUGCAACCGUUUAUCCGAGCCGUUUCGCUUACAGCCUUUCAGCAAAGAGCUGCGCAUCAAAAGAGGGCAAGCGAUGCUCUGACCGUAGAGGCGUCUGCGGAACGGAGGUUGAUGUGUUUUUUGCAGAAGGACCAGCACACGACCGCAGGAAGCCCAUCGUCAAUAUUUGGGCAAAAAUUCUUCUGACUGCUCUGAGCCAAACUCGUUUGGGCCCUUCAGGUUUUUCGCCGCUGCGUCCCACCGGACCUGACUCGCCGACAGUCUCCUUUGUGUGUCUCUCUGCGCGCGCGCGUGUGCAUGUGUGUCUCUCGCUCUUUCUCCCCCCGAUUUGCCGGCAUCAAGCUAACCCUCCCACGUGCUGCCUGAGGUCGGUGCGUGGUAUUUUAACUUCCAGACUGUGCUGCAAAGAACAUCUGCUAUUGUUGUCAUGA
Symbiodinium sp. CCMP2456 is the source of this 1860-nucleotide messenger RNA. NCBI's taxonomy places the organism in Eukaryota, Dinophyceae, Suessiales, Symbiodiniaceae. The record is from the annotation of a GenBank genome assembly.